This is a messenger RNA of Bactrocera neohumeralis, 6574 nucleotides long. It is a transcript of the gene Teh2, whose product is annotated as protein tipE. NCBI's taxonomy places the organism in Eukaryota, Metazoa, Arthropoda, Insecta, Diptera, Tephritidae. Bases 824 to 1708 code for a protein of 294 amino acids. The record is from RefSeq and is a predicted model, not a curated record. Gene Ontology annotation, molecular function: sodium channel regulator activity. The transcript has 5 exons. Gene Ontology annotation, biological process: regulation of sodium ion transport.
UUUAUAUGUUAUUCCAUUUGAAUUAACUGUAUCUUAGUUAAAGAUCUAUAUUGAAGCGCUUUUUGCACUAAUUUCGUACAAACGGGCACUCAACACACAAAUAUUUUACAACAGUUACUCACUGACACACACACAUAUACACACUUAUACACCCACACACACAUUUCUACACCAGCAACUCACUUGUUAUGGAAAGUCAAACGGUUUGGAGGGAUGCGUGAUCAAGCAAAUAUUCCAGCAAAUUUUGGUACAAACAAAAACAAAAUAUAUGAAAAAUUAACAAAAAUUAACAAUAACAUACAAAGAGACGACAAAAUAAACAAACAAACAAACGAACGUGAAACGAAAAGUAGCAAAAGUAUAGAUAAAACAGAAACAAAAUAAAAAAGAACACAACUAACAGACUUGGACCGGAAAUAGUAAAACAAGACAAAUAGGCAUGAAAUAAGAAAUUAGAUAAAUUACCGUUCAAAUUAGUAUGAAGAGUAUUUAGUGAAUAUCGAAUAUUUAAUAAAUUAACUUAAAAAUAGAACAGAAACAAGUAUCAAGUAUCAUAGAAUUAAAGUAAAAACACCGACGUGUUACGAAAAAACCUUAAACCUGGACAAACUGCAAAGCAACUCUGUUAAUAGUACACACAAACAAAUAACUGAACCUAUAAAUAGCGAUCGUUAGUAGCGCACGAACAAUCGAACCCACAAACACACACACACAAACCUACAAACGACGAAUAGCUGUAGUCAAGACACAAACCGUGUAACGUACCACAGACACACACUAAAAGCAGUCGUUGUGUGAAGAGAAACGAGUAUAGCGCAGCAAGAUGAAGAAAAGUUCAACCGCUACGACAACAAUGUCGCUACCGACCAGUCCGACAAUUUCGGCGCACACCAUUACCGGCAGUAAGCUAAGUUUAAGCAGCACAAAGACAGCGACUUCGGGGCGUUCGAGUCGGUCGAGUCGCUCGAGCAUGCAAUCGCCACAGAAGAAAAAGAGCGAUCUCGAAUUGGAGUCGAUAUUAGAGAAGGCGAAAUUUUACACAUCGUUGUGCCUUGGAACCACUGCAAUUCUGUCGGUUUUUGCCUUCCUCUUUUUAAUACCAUUCGUCGUGGAUCCAGCAAUCUCGACGAUAAUUGCCGAUUAUGACCCCGUACCAGUUACAUGUAUUGUCAUUGAUCAUGUCUACGCGGAAGGCAUAAGAAAUUGUUCGUGGAGUUCAUGCCGCGAGGGCUGCACGUCAUCACUCACCAAGUGCCAUCAGUUGUACGUCAACUACACACGCAUUCCAUUUAUCGAAUGGGAAAAGAAUCCACAUGAACUGGAUAAGGUGCAAUGGGACGUCAGUUAUACGAAAUUUCUCAUCAAUUCGGAAGGUUGCGGUUAUCCACCCACAACGAAUUGCAGUGUCUUUGCGCGCCAAUAUGGCUACUCGCACAUUGGCGAACCGUUUCCCUGUUAUUACAGUCGUGCCUACCCAGAAGUGGUGAUCGGUCGCUACUCGUGGGAGAACAACUUGUAUCAUCUCGUGCUGUCGCUUAUCAUACCGAAUGUUCUAUUCGCCAUUUCGAUUGGUGUGCUCAGCUAUUGGUACUGCCCCUGUUGCGACAAAGCAUGCAACAAAUCAUCACGGGUCUAUGCGGAGAAGUUUCCCUCGAAGGAAGAAAAACUUCUGUGUCAAAGUGACGACGAAGAUGAUAUGGAAUACUAGUGAACUAGCGAGUCUAGUGAAAGGCUAGAUAUACUCGUAGCAUUAGAAAAGCUGCUUACACAACAACAACAGCAAGAAAUCGUACACGUACUCGUAUUCGUAUUCGUAGAAGGAGUACAAUGUAGAAAAUCGAUAGCCACAUUUUGUAUUCGUACACAACAGUUACAAAUAAAUAAUAAUAUUUACCUACAGCGCUCAUACACAUAGUACUUAUAUAUACACACAUACAUACAUACAUAUAUGUAGCUAGUUAAAUAUGACGAUGUGUAUGUACCUAUACAUGCAUAUUUAGGACUCAUUAUAGCUAAACGCAUUCGUAUGUGUAUUACAGCCAUGUGCAUACAUACAUAAAGCAAUAUGUAUAUUAGGGUGUUCAGGUUGUUUUUUUGACACUUGAGGUUUCAGUGUUUGCGCUAGAAAUAGCAUUAAAAUGUAAACAAGCUCUUUUUAGUUUCAUUUCAUAUUUAUUUUCUUACGUAUAUAACAUGGUAAAUGAUUUUUUAAUAUUUUCCCCUAAACAAGUAAAUCUGCAAGCUUUAAAAAGUGAUAUUCUCAUACAAAAUUUUCUGCGCCACUAAAAGGUCUCAAUGACUUUUUCCAUAAAAACACUCGUUUAAAAGUUAUACGCCGUCAAAGUUAUGCAUCAAAUGUAUAGAGCGCUCAUAGUGCUUUCCCACGACAGUCGGUUCUAAGUAACCGGAUUUUUAUCCAGGCAAGGACUGUCAACUUGGCACCAUUCCUCGAAAUUACUUCAAGAAUGUUUUCUGCCGCACAACAACAACAAGCGCUCAUAGUUCUGAUUUAUGCACUCUGUGUUGCUCAUACGACAUGGUGUACAUUGGAUGAUUUGAUGCAUACCUUUAAUUGCAUAGAACUUUUGAAGGAAUAUUUACAAAACAAUCAACUUGAAAAAUAACAGACACCCUAAUGCAUAUGUAUGUAUGUAUGUAUGUUCGUCUACGCAUUUGUAUACAUAACAGUAUUCGCAAUUUGCAAAGUAAAUAAUAAAAAAAUUGACAAUUCGUACUGUUCUCCUCCGCCCCCAUAGCGCUAAACACAAGAGCAAAGCAAUAGUCUGCCGCAAAUUCAAUAGUAUUUACAUAAGUAUGUAUGUAUUAUGCUUAUUGCAAGCUCCAGAGCAGUAUUCGUGCGAUUUAUUUGUUAAAGCUUUUAUUAUUAUUUUCGAAUUUGCAAUUGCACUUGAAGUAAAACUUGAUAUGCAAAUGCUAAAGCACGAUAUGUAAAAUAGAAAAACAAAAAAUAUUUAUAUAAAAAGUUAUAAUAUAAAAUAUUGUAGGGCUUGUUUUGCAUUUAUAUAAUUAAUAUAAAGAGUGUCAUACAGAUAAAUAUAAGCUAAGUACAACACACAUAUGUAUGUUUGUAGCAUAAGAAAGUACAUAUGUAAGUACGGCGACAGCUUUAUUUCAACAAAAAAAAAGAAAACAAAACAGCAAUUCAAAAUAUAUUCGUAUAUAUGUAUUAAAAUAGCAGACCCAACACUUUUCUAAUAACAAAUUUUGAAUUUAUGAAAGCUCUUUCGAAAAAGCUUUUUUUCGCGCAGCAAACGAGAUUACCUUAAGCAAGUGCAAGCUCGAAAAAAGUUUUUUUUUUAUUCGGCAAACAGAGGUAACGAAGACAAGUGAAAGCUCGAAAAAAGCUUUUUUCCUCAGAAAACAAAGUACUGAAAUCUCAAAAACAGCUUUCUCGCUCAAUAAACGAAAAUACAGAAAGCGAGCGCAAUCUCGAAAAAAGCUUUGAAAACUAAUGAAAGCUCAAAAAAAGCUUUUUUGUAAAAGUGAAAGCUACACAUUUCAUUCUAAGCAAUUUUGCACUGAAAUACAUCACAACAGCUGCCGCUUAAGUCUAUAAUUGCGAAAAAAUAUAUAUUUUGUUGUACUGUGUAUUUUGUUAGUAGACAAAUGUUUUGCUGAAAAUUCUAAAAAUUUAAAUUAUUGAACUAUACUCGUAUAUUGAAUUUGACUUGAAAAAGUUAUUUAUAGAUACAUUGAAAGACAAGGAUUGUGAUAAUAGUCAUAAUUAUUAUAUGUUUUGUGUUCUCAGCGUGUUGUACCCUAGAAAAUCAGAAUUUGUUUAAAAUGUUGAAAAUGUUGUAAGUAAUGUAGGAAUGAAAUAACACACGCCGAUUUGCUGAAUGGGCGUUGAAUAUCAGCAAAAUAGUAAAUGAAUUGCAAAAUAUAUACUUGGUAAGGUUUGAAUUGUAAUGUAAAUCGAAUUUGGCUUAAAGAGUUACUUAAGUUUAGACUAGUCAAAUAUGUAGCACUACAGUUAAGGUAAAAUGGUAAAUAUAACUAUGUAUCAUACUGUGUUAAACAAUAAUGCAAAAUUAACGACACACACACAAUUUUCUGUUUCGGCAAAUGUGUAAGCAAAUAAUAAACAUAUUGUACGAGUUUUCUUCCCAAAAAUGUACAUUUCGAAAAAUAUUUUGAAAAAUAAUUUUUUUUGUUAACACUAAAAGUACCUUCCAAAAACGAUUUUGAAGAGUUGUAUAAUUUGAACAAAAAUUUUUUUUAUUAGAUUUGUGCAAAAGCUUUAAUGCGCUAAGAAAUUCACUAGAAUUGAAGCGCAAAAAAACAUGAAAAAUUGUAUAUAUAAAUAUGUGCUUAAAAAGCUUUGCUAAAACUGUGCGAAAAUUAAAUUUCCAUAACAUAAACUUACUAGCAGCUCAUUAAGCAAAAAAAAAAAACAAUUAUUGCAAUAAAGUGUUCCGAAUUUGGUUUUUUUUAACUGUAAAAGGUUAAAACUUAAAUUUUUGUGUACAAAAAUUGUAGAAUCUUCAAGAAAUAUCGGAAUUAGAGGUUAUAUAUUAUGCACGUAAUUAGUUUAUCACUAAAGGAUUUUUUAAUUAAUUUAAUUAUGAUGAGGGAGUAGUGUACAAAGCAGGAAAAUAAUGUUAUUUUCUUUGACCUAAUCGCGCUCUAUUCGUUUACUCCACUCUCUGAUAUAACCUGAGAAGGAAUAGAAAUAAUAAACUUUUUUUAUAGACUUUCUGUUUUUUGUCUCCCGUUACGCUAUGGUUUAGCCUAAUUGGCCAGUUUUUGUCGGAAUGAUCAGCUGUGCUUCCCUCUAUAAAUAAGUGAAUCCACUAAAGUGACAGAUUUAUGGCAAGCAAAGAAAGUCUGCAUUAGGCUCUUAUCUAGAUUUGGAAAAUAUCUAGGCAGUAGGUUAAAAAAGCUUAAUAAUACUUGACUUAAUGAGAAUUUCUGAUUUUUAUUAAAAAAAUUCGAAUUAUUCCGAGGAACAUUAAAGACUCACCCGACUUUAUUUUAACAAUUUAGAAUAAAAAAUAAAAUUACUUUAAAAUCGGAGAUUUAACCAGUUUUUAUUGAAAAACUUAAAAUCAAUUGGAUUUAUUCCGAAAAAAUCGAGAGAGGAACGAUAUUUUUUAAACUCAAAAAAUCGAGUUAUGCCGAAAACAUAUUUGAGGAGUUUGACAAGUACAAAUAACCUUAUUUUUAUAGAAUUAGCAGGAUUUCACUUAAAAAAGCAAAAAGUCAUUCAGAAAACCUUUUUCGAGACUCGUAUUAUCUGGGUCUCAAAAUGCACAAAAGCUCAGAAAUAUUACAAAUUAUUCUGAUAAAUAUAUUCGAGACUCGAACGGUUUUUUUAAAUUAUCUUACAAUGAAAAUAUUAAAAAAAUCAAAAGGUUAUUCCGAAAAUCAUAUUCGAGACUCGAACGAUUUCAUGUACAAAAUUAUUUUAAAAACUAAAUACUCAAAACUCAGAAAUAUCUCCAAUUAUUCUGAUGCAUAUAUUCGAGACUCGAACGAUUUUCUUUUCAAAACUAUCUUAGAAUGAAAAUGCUCAAAAAAUCAGAAAUAUUUCCAAUUAUUCUACCGAACAUAUUCGAGCCUCGAUCGCUUUAUCUUAAACACUUUAUUAUAUUUGCAAAGUAAAACUCAUUUUAAAAUAUAUUUUGAGAACUCACAGAUUUUUAGUCAAAAAUAGUUCCAGUUAUUCCUAAGAACUUAUCGAUCGAUUUCAUCGUAAACUCUAUCUUAGAUAUGAACUAUCAAAAUGAAUUUUAAAUCAAUUUAGAAAAUUAAAAAAUUUCACAAAAAGAAAUUUCACAAAAAACUCUCUUACAACAACUUCAGCUAUUUCAAUAUUUGUAAUAGAUUUUUUAAUUAUAUUUUAAAUUUAGUCCAAAUGGAUUAUGUAUACCUCCUUUAUAAAUAAGUUUUUUAUGAAUUUUCAGAUUGAGCGUAGUAAAAAUAUUCACACUCAAAAGUUUAAUAAAUUUAAAAUAAUUUUAUAAUUCAAGCCAAUAAAGGACAAACGAUUUGAAUAAUUCUUCGAAUUAGCUCGAAAACCAAAUUAUGAGUGAAACUAUACGUAUUACGCAUGGUCAUCGAGCCCAUUUAACUCUGCACAAUAUAUAACCUCUAGCGGGAACUGUAUAAAUAUUCAUAGAUUGCAAUAAAAUAAUAGCAAAAAAAUCAAAACUCCCCCUAAAACACCUUUCAUAAAUUAAAACCACAAAUGAUGCAUAAAAUUCCAUAAUAAUUUUUUAUUUGUCAUAAUUGCUGUAAUUAAUUUAUUGUCAUAAUAUUGAAUUUUUUAUAAUUUGUGAAAACACCUUUUCUCAAAGGCUUUAGUAGCGUCGGCGCUAUUAGUUCCUUGCUAUGGGAAGCAAAAGCUAAAUAAAAAUAAAAUUCACUUCAAAACGUUUUGCAAUACCUACCUGCAUACUAACACAAAUACAAAUUGUAACAAAUCGAUACAGGAUUCUAUUUACAAAAUAAAAAAUAAAAAUAAAAAAAUAUUUUUCUUCAGCGCAAAAUUGUAAAUCUUCAAAUAAAGAUAAUGGCAAUCGCUAAAUAAAAUUCAAAUGAAAAUCCAAAA